AUGUCCGUCAAAUUCCAGGAAGAGACCUUCCGCACGGUCGCGGGUGGAAAGCCCGAGGACCUGGCGCACCGCGUCGGUGAGCGCUUGACCGGAGGCAAGACGCAGGCCGGCUAUCUGGCGGCCUACCUUAAACAGCUGCAGAAGAACCCGCUGCGCACCAAGAUGCUCACCUCCGGUGUGCUCUCCGGUCUGCAGGAAUUGCUAGCCUCGUGGAUCGCGCAUGAUGUCGGCAAGCACGGCCACUACUUCAGCUCGCGCGUGCCCAAGAUGUCGCUGUACGGCAUGUUCAUUGCCGCGCCGCUGGGCCACGUCCUCAUCGGCAUCCUCCAGAAGAUCUUUGCCGGCCGGACGAGUCUGAAGGCCAAGAUUUUGCAGAUUCUCGUCAGCAAUCUGAUUAUCUCCCCGAUCCAGAACUCCGUCUACCUGUGCUCGAUGGCCGUCAUCGCCGGCGCGCGCACCAUCCACCAGGUCCGCGCCACCGUCAAGGCCGGCUUCCUGCCCGUCAUGAAGGUGAGCUGGGUCACCUCGCCCAUUGCUCUGGCUUUCGCCCAGAAGUUCCUCCCCGAGCACACCUGGGUGCCGUUCUUCAACAUUGUCGGCUUCUUCAUCGGCACCUACGUCAACACCCAUACCAAGAAGAAGCGCCUCGAGGCGCUGCGCAAGCGCUACAACGACCGCCGCGGCGGCGACUACGAGAAGCGCGACUACAACCCUUAG
Molecule: messenger RNA, 717 nt
Organism: Penicillium lagena
Lineage: Eukaryota; Fungi; Ascomycota; Eurotiomycetes; Eurotiales; Aspergillaceae
Product: Mpv17/PMP22 family protein
Exons: 3
Coding region: 1-717 (238 amino acids)
Cellular component (GO): membrane; cytoplasm
Source: RefSeq, a predicted model, not a curated record